AUGUCCCAUAGUGUCUCCCGUGGCCUUUCAGUGCUGACAUAUCCCAGGGUGUUCUCCAAGCCAGACCCACCCCAGUCUGAAAAGACCCAGCCAGAAGGGACAGGGCUCCAAGGGCUGUGUGCCAAGCCAAGUCAGGAAUCCAGGCCUGGGGUUCCCCAAGCAAGGCCAGCAGAGGGGGCAAGUCCUCAGAAAAAGAGGCGCUGUCUUCCCGGAACAGAGCUCCCCUGGAGUCCUGCCCUCAGCCCCAGCUUCACGCGCACCGCCUCCCGGGGCACCCACUUGGAGAGAGCUCGGCUGGCCCUCCGGGCCCGAUCGUCUCCCUCCGCUCACUGUUCCUGGGCCGUUUGCUUCCAGUGUCCAGGCACUGCCUUUCCCACCGUCAGCCGAGGAGGAGGAGUUCCUGCCUAUGUUCUGCCCUGGGCCUCUGGGAGGGGAGUGGGCUGGCAGGGUCUGAGGGGUCGGGAGGGUCUCCCGGUGUCAUGUGACAGCUCGACACGCUCAAGCCUCUGGAGCCUGUCCCGGGACUGUGUCUUGGGCAUAGGGAGGGAAGGGACAGACAUCAUGAGGCUGCUCUGGCAAGGCCUGGGGUCUUCAGUCACCUGCCCCCUUACACCACUACCACCGCCUGCCACGUGCAUGAGGGAAUCAGGAGUCUUCACCUACCCACACUUUCCCAAGAGUCUCCUCUAA
Messenger RNA from Rangifer tarandus platyrhynchus (Svalbard reindeer), 690 nucleotides. The record is from the annotation of a GenBank genome assembly. NCBI's taxonomy places the organism in Eukaryota, Metazoa, Chordata, Mammalia, Artiodactyla, Cervidae.